Messenger RNA from Sphaerodactylus townsendi, 1845 nucleotides. RefSeq names its product cleavage and polyadenylation specific factor 4 (gene CPSF4). The record is from RefSeq and is a predicted model, not a curated record. Gene Ontology annotation, molecular function: RNA binding; zinc ion binding. The coding region runs from base 83 to 892 and encodes 269 amino acids. Lineage: Eukaryota; Metazoa; Chordata; Lepidosauria; Squamata; Sphaerodactylidae. The transcript has 8 exons.
UUGCGGGAGCGGUUUUCCUCAACUUCUGGCCGGAACGGCGAUUUCUUCUCCUUUCGGAAGAGGCUCCACCGCCGCCGCCAUCAUGCAGGAGCUCAUCGCCAGCGUGGACCACAUCAAGUUCGAGCUGGAGAUCGCGGUGGAGGAGCAGCUCGGCGCGCAGCCGCUCCCCUUCCCGGGCAUGGACAAAUCAGGAGCUGCUGUCUGUGAAUUUUUUUUGAAGUCUGCCUGUGGGAAAGGAGGAAUGUGUCCCUUCCGGCACAUCAGCGGCGAAAAGACUGUGGUUUGCAAGCACUGGUUACGGGGGCUGUGCAAGAAGGGGGACCAGUGUGAGUUUUUGCAUGAGUAUGACAUGACCAAGAUGCCAGAAUGCUACUUCUACUCAAAAUUUGGGGAAUGCAGCAACAAAGAAUGUCCGUUCUUACAUAUUGACCCCGAGUCCAAGAUCAAAGACUGUCCUUGGUAUGACCGAGGCUUUUGUAAGCAUGGCCCCCUCUGCCGGCACAGACACACCCGGAGGGUUAUAUGUGUGAAUUACCUGGUGGGGUUCUGUCCAGAAGGGCCUGCUUGCAAAUUCAUGCACCCUCGCUUUGAACUUCCCAUGGGAACCACAGAGCAGCCACCCCUGCCUCAGCCAACGCAACCUCAGCAAAAGCAAAACAACAACCCGCCGCUGCAGAGGUCGUCAUCCCUGAUCCAAUUAACGAGUCAGAACUCUUCUCCCAACCAACAGAGGACCCCCCAGGUCAUUGGAGUCAUGCAGACUCAGAAUAACAGCAUGGGCAACAGAGGUCCCCGGCCACUGGAGCAGGUCACCUGUUACAAGUGUGGUGAAAAAGGACAUUAUGCCAACCGAUGCACAAAGGGACAUUUGGCUUUUCUUAGCGGACAGUGAACCAACAACCACAGCGGAGACAACUUCCCUUUUGACAAAGAAAAUGGAAGCAGAGCGCAGCCAACCACCAAUUCAAACCAUUGAUCUAUUUUUUCCUUUGAAAGCACCAGUACCAGAAGGGCUGUCUUGCUGGGUGGACUCCUCAUUUGCGACUUUUUUAUAAUUCCGUCAUUUGUUUCAACCCUUCUGAAAUUAGACCUUGAACGGAUUCUGCCUUAACGGAAAUGCAACCCAGUGGGGAAGCUGUGCUGAAGGAGAGGGAAAUACAGAAACUUCAAAUUGCAUUCAGAAUGGAAACCUUCUUUUUGUGCUUCAAGUCCUCGGUUGUGCAAGCAGCCCCUGAACUGAACCCUGAACACAGUGCAAAGGGACCAAGGGCUAGUCUGUUUUCUGCACCGAGUGGAGGGAAGCAUCACACAGCUGUGUUCUCUGCAAAGCGCUUGGGUGAGCAUCUGGGGGCAAGAGUUGGCAUUAACUCUACAGCACUUUUACGGGUCGCUCGCAAGGCACGAGCAGCCAAUACAAAGAGCCUGCACAGACAGCUCACUUCUGUGAAUAGAUGGAACCUCAAAAUGAUAAGUGCUGGAGCUCAAAAAGUUUCAGUCUUCAGCAGACAGGUGCUACAGACACAUGUGUAUAAAGAAAAUACUAUUGCUUUAACCCUUUUGGCUGCAGUAGGCCUCGAUUCAGCAUUCGUUAGCUUAACAUCCCUGAACACUGCCAGUGGUCUCCCUCAGGUAGACUUCUUCAAAGUUGAGCCAGAAGACUGCUGCUCUAAUACCAGCCUUACUCCUCAGAAGAUAAAAUUUAUUUUUGUUUUGUCAGGCAGCCUUUUUAUUUCUGGGGGCUGGACUUUUUUUGGGGGGGGGGGAUGUGCCUAGGAAGAAUAAAACUGGAGUCCUAUGUUGUGUGGAACACCCUAUGCUUUUAGUUGAUUAAAAACGUUCCCCCCC